Messenger RNA from Chlorella variabilis, 984 nucleotides. Its product is annotated as GTP-binding protein. Gene Ontology annotation, molecular function: GTP binding; GTPase activity. Gene Ontology annotation, cellular component: nucleus; cytoplasm. NCBI's taxonomy places the organism in Eukaryota, Viridiplantae, Chlorophyta, Trebouxiophyceae, Chlorellales, Chlorellaceae. The record is from RefSeq and is a predicted model, not a curated record. The transcript has 8 exons. Gene Ontology annotation, biological process: protein import into nucleus; ribosomal subunit export from nucleus. The coding region runs from base 88 to 759 and encodes 223 amino acids.
CAGUGUAGGGCUGUUCCAGGACUUGCCAACGAGGCGCUGCUGAACGCUGCUGAACGAGGCAUCACCUAGGCACUGAUCGAGCGUAAUAUGGCGCUGCCCGGCCAGCAAACGCCCGAUGGCGUGCCCAGCUUUAAGCUCGUGCUGGUUGGCGACGGUGGAACAGGCAAGACCACCUUUGUCAAGCGCCACCUGACGGGAGAGUUUGAGAAGAAGUAUGAGCCCACCAUCGGCGUGGAGGUGCACCCGCUGGACUUCACCACCAACCGCGGCAAGAUACGCUUCUACUGCUGGGACACGGCGGGGCAGGAGAAGUUUGGGGGCCUGCGCGACGGCUACUACAUCCACGGCCAGUGCGCCAUCAUCAUGUUUGAUGUCACCUCCCGCCUCACAUACAAGAACGUGCCCACCUGGCACCGAGACCUGUGCCGCGUGUGCGAGAACAUCCCCAUUGUGCUGUGCGGCAACAAGGUGGAUGUGAAGAACCGCCAGGUCAAGCCCAAGCAGGUCACCUUCCACCGCAAGAAGAACCUGCAGUACCACGAGAUCAGCGCCAAGUCCAACUACAACUACGAGAAGCCCUUCCUGUACCUGGCCCGCAAGCUGGUGGGCGACCCCAACCUGCACUUUGUGGAGCAGGUGGCGCUGGCGCCCCCAGAGGUGCAGAUCGACAUCCAGCAGCAGCAGGAGUACGAGAAGCAGCUGCAGGAAGCUGCCAACAUGCCGCUGCCCGACGGCGACGACGACGACAUUGCGGAGUGAAGCAGCGGCCUGGCGUCUGGCAGGCCCGCGGCAGCCGUGCUGGCGGCCUGCUGCGGGCGGGAACUGCGCAGCCUGGCGCGUCGGCAGCUUUGUUUAAAGCUUGUUCUUGCCAGCUCUUGAAUCCCCCCCUCCUUUGGUUCUGACGCCCUCCGCCAUGUGUUGCGGCGCCAGUUGCAUGUAGCGUGUGGCACAACUGGGAGAUGCUUGUGUAACCGGCACAGUGGC